Messenger RNA from Malania oleifera, 906 nucleotides. RefSeq lists its product as uncharacterized. Lineage: Eukaryota; Viridiplantae; Streptophyta; Magnoliopsida; Santalales; Ximeniaceae. Gene Ontology annotation, biological process: shoot system development; root development. The transcript has a single exon. The record is from RefSeq and is a predicted model, not a curated record. Bases 1 to 906 code for a protein of 301 amino acids.
AUGGCUACUUCUCCUUUGAACCCAAAAACUCAUUAUCAUGUGCGCUCUAUCAGUCUGCCUUCCAGACCUUACCCGCUUAACCUUCAUUUUGAGGAGCAUUUGUGCAGAUUGAGAGCCUGUGAAGGCACUUCUUCAACAACACCAUCAGUAUGUGAAAAGAUAGGUGUUCUCACAGAUUUGUUCGACCGCGUCCAUGAUUUGCUUCUAUUGCCACGCAUCCAACAAAAAACUUCAGCCCAAGAGUGCCACACACAGUUUGUUGAUAAUGUACUGGAUGGAUCUCUUAGGCUCUUGGAUGUGUGUGGUACUACCAAGGAUGCCUUGGUGCAGACAAAGGAAAGCACACAAGAACUUCAGUCUAUUCUACGGAGAAGACGGGGCAGUGAACUUGGGCUGGCAAAUGAGAUUGGAGAGCACUUGGCCUCUGGGAAGAAGGUAAAGAAGGCCAUUCUGAUGUCCCUGAGGAAAUUAAAGGGUGUGGAGAAUAAAUGCAGCUUUUCUCAUUUGGACAAGAGCCAUGAUAUCGUCGUCAUGGCUACCAUGUUUAGAGAGUUGGAAGCAAUCACUUUCUCUGUGUUUGAAUCCCUCUUGUCCUACAUUUCUGGGCUAAAGGUGCGGUCGAGGCCAAGUGGGUGGUCAUUAGUUUCCAAGCUGAUGCACCUAAAACAUGCAGCGUGUGAGGAAGAAGCAUCGGAUAUGAGUGAAUUUAUGAAGGUGGCUUCCGACCUGCGGACUCUGAUCCAUGGUUGCAGGAAGGGAAAAUCUAUAAACAUGCAUGUUGAGAAUGUGCAAAGAAGGUUGGGGAAGUUGGAAUCAAAUAUUCAAGAUCUUGAAGAAGGGCUGGACUGCUUGUUUAGACACUUGGUCAGAACCAGAGUGGCCCUUCUCAACAUCCUAAACCACUAG